AUGAGACGAAUACAACCAAUAGGACUGGGAAAGUCCGAAAAUGAACAGUCAAAAUCUUAUCAGUUUCAUUUUAAUGUUGUUGAAGCCAGUGAAACAGAUCAUGAGGCAACAGCCGAUGUUGAAGUAGCACCAUUGGACGAUGAGACACAACGACAGAGCUUAACGUCUGAUCAAUUACAACUCUUGUUUCGCAAGGCUAGCUCUGAACUGGUUGCAGAAACAGUAGAUGAGCAGGAUUUUUUCAAACGCGAAGCAACAAUUAAAGCGCCAAAAACAUCUCAAAUAAUACAAACACCAUUUCCAGCUCCUUUAGCAGAACGCAAAGAAGAUUCUGAAUUGGACAUUGAACAAUUAAAACAGUUAGCUAAACAAGAAGCAGGUCCGCUCAUCAUCGAAAGAUAUUCUCCUAGUGAAGAACUAGUUGAUUACGUACUGCCAACAGUUAACUUAACAUUUAAUCAACCAAUGAUUAGCGUAUCAUCAUUGGAUGAAAAUAUGAAUCUUGAAGAGCUAGGGAUAUCGUUAACACCAAAAAUUGAAGGUAAAUGGAGAUGGACAGGAACGAAAACAGUUCAAUUCGAAGCAAAGCAUCGUUUUCCAUAUUCGACAAAAUUUACACUAAGAGUCAACAAAGAACAAUGUGUAUCAGUUAUCGGAGGUAAAGCUAUCUUGUAUUCGAUGACAUUUAAUUCUGUAUACGUAGUUUUGGUACUUUUAUUAAUUUCAGGAAAACUAGGGGAAGAAUUCGUCUUUGAAUUUUCAACAGCAACAGCAAAAGUUUUCGAUUUUUUACCUUGUGGAACAGUUUCAACACUGAAGCCUAAAUGUUUUCUAUUAUUCAAUCAAAAAAUUAAUAUGAAUGACAUUUUGAAGCAUAUACGCGUUGUAAGCAGUAGUGGAAAUGAGAUCCAAAAUCAAGAAUUAGAAAUGUUAGACGAUGCAACAGCAAAAAUUGAAUUCAAAUCAAAUAUAAAUGCCGAUGAAGGAAAUAAUGAGAAAUAUGUUGCAUUUACAUUUAAAAACGAUUUAUCAAAGGCAACAGAAUAUAAAGUUCAAUUGCCUAUAGAGUGUCCAUCAGCAGAAGGUCCACUAAAGACAACAUCUGAUUGGUCAACUAGCUUUCACACUUACGAACCAUUAAAAAUAAUUGAUUGGUUUCCAAAUGAAACAAAUUCAUGGCAACGAACUGCUGCUCCUGGCCAAAGUUGGUCGAUCACAUUCAAUAAUGCAUUAAAUCAUUCAACAAUUAAUAAAUCAUUAUUCAAGAUUGAGCCAGAAGUCAAUGUUUUAGGCAUUGAGCAUGUCGAACACAAUGACCGAGAAAUAACAAUACACAAUGAUUCUAAACCAAAUGCUGUUUACAAACUGUUUAUAGAAGCAACAUCAUUAAAAGAUAUUCAUGGUCAAACAUUGGAACAUGAUUUCUCUGCUAAACCAAUUCAAUUUAAAGUCCAUGACUUACCACCAUUAACUGGAGACAUAUCGGGUGCAACAGGUAUGGUUACGAUAGAUCCUGGUGUAUUAGAUGAACCAUUUUAUCCAUUUAUGGUUUAUAAUUAUUCAGAAUUAACAGUUCGUAUUAAUCGAGUAAAGCCAGAACAUUAUGAUCUUCACUUGCCGUGUUUUAAUUCAUAUACAUAUACCAUGGAAGAUCAAGCAUGGUACAAUAAAUUACCUGGCGAAGAGUUGCUGAAUACAGUAAUACAAACGAAUUGUGAACGUGAUGAACCAAAAGAAAUAAGAAUUCCAUUGAAGGAAUACCUAAAUAAAAACUCUGGAGUAGGACAAUUAAUUCUGCUAAUUGAACCAACAAAAAAAGCAUGGAGUGAAUGUCAAAGUCACGAUUGGCAAUAUCGACAAAUAAAAUCUGUCUGGAUACAAUGUACACGACUAGCAGUGGACCUAUUUGUUUCUUCAGGUACGGAUGGUACAUUGACUGCAUGGGUUACUGAAUUGAUGACUGGUGCACCUGUCACCCAAGCUACUGUUCAAAUAGCAAAUAAAAAGGGAGAAACCAAUCAACAAGGAUUAUGUACCCUUGAAAAAUACCUGAUAGAAAAAGAAGAAUCAAGCAAAGCAGAAGAUCAAGGAAAUAAAAUAUUAAUUGUAGAAAAAGAUGAUGAUCUAUGUAUGUCAAUAAAUAUUUAUACUUAUCCAUUGUACUAUGAUGCUUAUGCUUGGCAUGUAUUCAAUGAUCGAGGUUUGUAUAAACCAAAAGAAGACGUGCAUAUAAAAGGUUAUGUGCGAUUACUGGAAACAAAAGGCGAAGCAAGAUUACCAACUUAUGUUCAAGGUUCCAUCGAUUAUAUAGUACAGGAUCCUCGCGGUCAGCAACUUCUGCAGUCAAAAGUCGAGUUGAAUAAUUACGGUGCAUUUAAUAUUCAAUUUACAUUGCCUGACAAUGUUAAUCUAGGCUAUGGAUACGUAACAUUCACUUUACAGGAUUCAUUAAAUAGUCAUACUCAUCAGUUCAAAAUUCAAGAGUUCAGAAGACCAGAAUAUGAAGUUUCAUCAAAGAUUCAAUCAGCAACAACCUAUUAUUGUCAUCCAACCAUAGAUCAAGAUGUCGUCGUUUCUUGUCAAGGAAAAUUGUUUGCAGGUGGUUAUUUGAAUGAUGCAAAUGUUCGGUGGACAAUACGAGCUGAAACAACCAAAUUUAAGCCAGCUAAUAGAUCUGAUUAUACAUUUGGUAGAGCUGAGCCGAUGUUCUUCUGGUUUCGUAAUAGCGAUGAAAAAAAGAUAUCCUAUCCGACAAAAUACUGUCAGGGUAAAACAAACGAUCAAGGUAUGCAUGACAUAAAAAUUAGUUACCAUGGCAUCGAAGAAGAACCAAGACCAACAAUAGUUUAUGCCCUGGCAGCUAUUACUGAUUUAAACAACCAAACACAAGAAACACAAACACCAUUCGUCGUCCAUCCGUGUACUUAUUAUGUUGGAUUUCAAAUGUCAACAUACUUUGGAAAGAAAGAUAAACCCGUACCAACCAAAGUUAUUGUAACAGAUAUUGAUGGAAAUUUAAUUGAUAACAUUGUUGUUGAAUGCAAAAUAGUUGGAAAUGGAAAAGAGAGGAAAGAAGAUGAAAACGGUUUAGUCAUAUACGAAGACGUCAAAGAUGAACAAAUAAUAACCUCUGUUAGUUCAAGUAAAGAUGCCAUUAACAUUGAUUUCACACCAAAAUUAGGCGGUGAGUACAAUAUUUCAUACACUAUCCAAGAUGAACAAGGACGAUCAGCUAUGAGUUUCUACGAUGGUCUUUACGUCUGCGGUGGUUAUGGAAAGGAAAUGGAACAGCAAAAAGUCGAAUAUGUUCCGAUGGAUACAAUCAAAAUUGUACCAAAUGCACCGAAUUAUCAACCUAACGACACGUGUGAACUACUCAUAUUAGCUCCGUUCAGUCCAGCAAACGGUCUACUGGUAUUUGACUGUGACGGUCAAGUUUCACAACCAAUACGAUUUCAGGUAGAACCUGGACAAAGUUCGACAACUGUUCAAUUCAAGAUAUCGAAGGACUGGAUACCAAAUUUCACAGUUCAUGCAGAAUUAGUAGGCUCAGCUCCAAGACAAACGGAAGUGAUUGGCUCGUCGAAUCGUCCAGCAAUCGCUUCUGGUUCACAAUCAAUAGAAGUAUCUAGAGACAUUUACAAACUAAAUGUUUCGAUUAAUACAAAGGAAAGAAAUGAAGUGUUUACACCAUCAUCAAAUAUUCAUAUCGAUGUGGAUGUCUCACAAUAUGUCGAUAAAGUACCUGUAGAGAAAGUCGAAGUUUGUCUGGUUGUUGUUGAUGAAGCAAUUUUAUCAUUAACUGAUCAUAAAAUGACUAAUCCAUUAGAUUUAUUUUAUCCUAGCCGAGUAGCAAAUAUCAAUCAAUUUCAUGAUAGAGAUCGUUGUUUGUUAUUCAGUAAGCAAGAUAUCGAAAAAUUUAAGAAAGAUAUGCAACAAAACCAGACUUUAUUGAGCGCAGCAGAGACAUGUUGUUACAGCGCAGCGCCUAUGGCUAUGCGCGCAAUGAGUGCAAAAGGCGGCAACUUUGGAGGUUCCGGUCAUGAGGAAAAAAUAUCUAUUCGAUCGAACUUCAAUCCAUUAGCAUGUUGGAUACCAUCAUUAGUCACUGAUGUAUCAGGACAUGUUUCGUCUGAAAUUAAAUUACCGGAUAAUCUAACACGCUAUCGCGUAUGGGCACUUGUAACAAAUGAUAAACAAUAUGGCUUAGGUGAAAUGUCAUUUACUGUACAAUUACCAGUUAUGGUUCGACCUUCGCCACCGAGAUUUCUUAAUUAUGGUGAUACAGCUCAUAUCUCGGUUAUUUUACAAAAUCAAACUAAUUCACCAUUACAAUUGCAUGCUGGUCUACGGGCAUCUAAUGCUAAGCUAUUAACAUCACAAGAAAAUCAACAAAUGGCUGGUUACUCUAUUGCUCUUCAACCAAAUAAACGAGCUGCUCUUAUAUUUCCGUUAUCAACAAUACGUUCUGGUACAGCUCGAUUUCAAUUCAUAACCAGUAGUGUCAACAAUGAAACAUCUCCAUCAUUUGGCGACGCCAUUGAAUUCAGUUUACCUGUAUUCACACCGGCAACAUCUGAAGCAUUUGCAACAUAUGGUGAUGUGUGUGAUGAAAAAGUUAUUUUACAACCGAUAAAGGCACCAGAAAAUGUAAUUCCACAAUUCGGUGAAUUAUCAAUAUCAACAAGUUCUACAGCAUUAGCAUCCUUAACCGAUGCAAUCAUUGCACUUUAUACAUAUCCAUAUGAGUGUUCAGAACAAAUAAGUUCACGAUUGCUUGGUAUACAAUCACUAUGGGAUGUUUUACAAGCAUUUAAAAGUAAAGACUUACCUGAAGUAUCCGAAGUGAAAACUAAAUUAGAAUCCGAUAUGAAGAAACUCAAAGGUCGUCAAUAUUCAAAUGGUGGGUUUGGUUAUUGGACAAAUCAGUACAAUUCUAAUGCCGAUCCAUUUAUGAGUGUGCAUGUUGCUCACUGUCUAGUUGUUGUAGAGCUGAAAAAGGUAUUUUCUACUGACUACGAUUUGCUGAACAAUGCAUUGAGAUAUCUUGAAAAUAUAGAACAGGAAAUUGAUCGGCUAUUAUCCUCUAAAUACUGGUCUGAAACAACUCGCUUUAGUUUGAUGAGUUAUGCACUGUAUGUCCGAGCGAAAAAUGGACAGAAUGUGGCAAACGAUGCUUCACAAUUAUUUCAGAAAACUGGAUUUAAUAAACUUAGUUUAGAAGCAUUAGGAUGGUUAUUAAUAGCUUUAUCAAUGGAUAAGAAUAAUGCUCAAAAACCAAUUAUUGAAACUAUUUACAAACAUCUGAAAGGAAAGGUAAGUGAAACAAGUGAAACGGCUAAUUUUACUACAUCAUAUGGUGAUGAUGGUCAAUCGGUCAUGUUACAUUCGGAUCGACGCACGGAUGCUAUAUUGUUGGAAUCAUUAUUAUGCAUUGAUCCUAAUUCAACUCUAUGUACUAAAUUAUGUAAAGGUUUACAAGCACAUAAAGUGAAGGGUGCAUGGAAAUCUACACAGGAAAAUUGCUUCGUACUAAUUGCAUUGGAUAAAUAUUUUCAUAUCAAAGAAAAAGAAACACCAGAUUUCGUUGCUAACAUUUGGCUUGACAAAGAUUUCUGUGGUCAACAUCAUUAUACAGGUCGAACAACAAAUACACAUGUAGUAAAUAUUCCAAUGAAAGCACUUUUGUCGCCAUCAUCGAACGCAGAUGAUAAUAAUAAGAAUCUUAUCUUGCAUAAAGAUGGUAGUGGUCGAUUAUAUUAUCGUAUUGGAUUGAAUUAUGCUCCAUCAAACCUACAUUUGAAUGCGGUUAACUUUGGUUUUAAAGUUGAACGAACAUACAUAGCUGUUGAUGAUUCAUCCCAUGUUACGAAACAAUCGGAUGGCACAUGGAAAUUCAAAUUAAAUGAGAAAAUCAAAGUCAUAUUGACUAUGACAACAACGCAACGACGAUAUCAUAUAGCAUUAGUUGAUUAUUUGCCGGCUGGUUGUGAACCAUUAAAUACAAAAUUAAAAGGAACAAUUACUGGAGAUACAGAAUCAUCAGUAUCAAGAUCAAAAAGAGAUGUUUUCUGUUGUGGAUUUCUGCCACAUUCCACUAUUGGUUGGCCUGAUCAUGAAAAUUUGAGAGAUGAACGUGCCGAAGCAUUCCGAUCAUUAUUGUGGCCUGGUGUAUAUGAAUGGAGUUAUAUAAUACGUGCAACAUGUGCUGGGACAUUUUCUGUUCCACCAGCAAAAGCUGAGGAAAUGUAUUCACCAGAAAACUUUGGUCGAUGCGCAACAGAAAAAGUCUCAAUUGACUAA
This is a messenger RNA of Rotaria sp. Silwood2, 6303 nucleotides long. Lineage: Eukaryota; Metazoa; Rotifera; Eurotatoria; Philodinida; Philodinidae. The record is from the annotation of a GenBank genome assembly.